Messenger RNA from Botrytis sinoallii, 510 nucleotides. RefSeq lists its product as uncharacterized. Gene Ontology annotation, biological process: recombinational repair. The transcript has 2 exons. NCBI's taxonomy places the organism in Eukaryota, Fungi, Ascomycota, Leotiomycetes, Helotiales, Sclerotiniaceae. The coding region runs from base 1 to 510 and encodes 169 amino acids. Gene Ontology annotation, molecular function: hydrolase activity; DNA binding; 3'-5' DNA helicase activity. The record is from RefSeq and is a predicted model, not a curated record. Gene Ontology annotation, cellular component: nucleus.
AUGAUUAAACAAUAUCCGGAUACAGUUACCAUCUCGUUGGAGGAGAAUUACCGGUCAUCGGGCGCCAUACUACUCACAGCACUGAAUGUAAUUGAGCAAGAUUCAUCCAGAAUUGCAAAGUCUCUUUUGCCUACCCAUGUUGUUGGCACACGUCCAGUUCUCCGCAAACUUGCAACUGCUCAGAAGGAAGCAGACUGGAUUAUUCAAGAAAUACAAAGGAUAAUGGGUAUGACAGGCGACCUACUAGACUUGAAUGACUUCGCUAUUCUGCUAAGAUCUUCGGCACUUUCAAGAAUAAUUGAAAGCUCAUUAGGCAAAGCAGGUAUAGCCUACCGUAUGGUUGGUGGUCUUCGAUUUAUGAUCGUAUUGAAUCAAAACGUUAUUGGAUUAUUUGAGAGUGUAAAUUUACCUGAUCAUAAUGAUGCUUUGGCGAGAAUCAUCAACACUCCCUCGAGAAGAAUCGGCGAAAGUAACCAUAAAAGCUCUACUCGAAGAGGCAGAGCAAUCUAA